Arachis stenosperma is the source of this 1102-nucleotide messenger RNA. RefSeq lists its product as uncharacterized. The record is from RefSeq and is a predicted model, not a curated record. Lineage: Eukaryota; Viridiplantae; Streptophyta; Magnoliopsida; Fabales; Fabaceae. The coding region runs from base 191 to 679 and encodes 162 amino acids. The transcript has a single exon.
UCGGUUAACUCUCUCUCUCAGCACUUGCCAAUCCAUGUCGUUAUUUAUAAGCAGCUUCUCGCAGCACUCUUGUUUCUCCCCCAAAACAACCAUGAGAAAAAGACGAAAAAGACUCCAAUAAGACCCACACCGCCAGUCUCUGCAUCUGAGAACAAAAUCGCCUUUCAGAUUCACACAACACACACACACAAUGAUUUGCUACGUUGGAAAAGCAACGAAGAUCUUCAUCUUCAUUGUCACACUUCUCGUUGUUAUUGGCCUCGUAUUAGGACUUGGGAUCCUCCACCGCCACCACCACAACGCCGCCACCAAAUGCUCCGAUGAUGAUUCCUCAUGCUCUCCUCCUUCAGGUUUUCCACCUCCCAAUUUCAACAUUCCCAACCCUCCUUCCCCCAUUUAUGGCGGCAAUCCCGUUACUCCUCCUUCUCCUCCAGCUUCCACCGCCGCCCCCAUCACCGCCACAUCGCCGCCGCCGCCUUCACCCGUUAACGCAAAUCCAACCCCUCCUCCUCCACCUCCUGAUUCGAACUCAUCUCCUCCGCCGCCUCCGGCUCCGGCGGCGACCACCACCCCAAAUCCUCCAAGUGUAGCAGCACCACCCACGGGUACACCUACACCAGGAGGUUCCACUCUAGUAGCUCCUGGUCCCGUACAUGCAUUUUCGCGACACAGGAAUUAGGAUCGGCUAAGUGAUACUGAUUAGUAAUUAAGAGGUCUCUAGAACAUUUCUCAUGGAAUUGUUUUUUAAUUUAUUUUCUUCUAUUUUUGGGUUCAAUUCCGGAUCGUUGUAUAGAAGACAAUGUACGUGGAAGCAACGGUGGAUCUGAGUCUUCAUAUUUUUUUUUUUCCUGUUACAAUUAUUUUCACAUUUAGUUAAUCUUUUUCCCCCUUUUCAAUGAUGGCUGGUUGUUGAGAGUUGAGAAAUGAGGCCGUGAGAUAAGGAAGACGAGCAUCUCUGUAAAGCUUGUUUAGUAGUGAAUUUACGGUGCCGCCCCUGCCGUAUACUUUGAUUUCCACUUCAUGACACUGCUGUUUAACUUUCCUAUGCAUUGUUAUCUGAGUUUCCACCUUUUACUAUGUAUGUCUAUCAAUGAUCACAAAC